CUGUAGGCUCACAUAAGAAUCUCUAGAGCGGUGUCGCUGUAGAUUAUAAAGAUGAGAGAAAGCGAGUGAGCCCGCCUUACUUUGAUGUGCUUAUGAGGAAUCGAAAUGGGUUUCAUACACAGGCUUGUUUUAAAACGGUUUUUUCACGGAUCGCUAUAGAAUAAAAUCUCAUGCAGAAAAUAUCUCGUGACGAGGACACGGCGGCCGGGUUUUGCGGAAAGGUCGGUCAAUACCCGACUUUUUAGACAUGCACGUCCCUACCGCUAUCAUGUAUCACUGAACUCGCAAAUAAACUUCCUCAUGCAGCAAAGCCCUUUUUGUGUCAGACUUCCUCUCCGAAAAUUGCACUCACUUCCUUAACGGCGUAACCCUCGCUGGCUGGCGGCUGCGAGUCAUCCGCAAAGAGUCUAUUUGCUCGUGAUCCGCAAUUCAUAAGGAUCAGGAUUAUGUUUGGAUGCUGAGGUCCUGAAACCAAAGGUAUGCAGAGCAUCAAGUGUGUGGUGGUAGGCGACGGCGCGGUGGGCAAGACCUGCCUGCUGAUCUCCUACACGACCAACGCCUUCCCCAGGGAGUACAUCCCCACCGUGUUCGACAACUACAGCGCGCAGGUGACCGUGGAUGGCCGCAUGGUCAGCCUCAACCUGUGGGACACGGCGGGCCAGGAGGAGUACGACCGUCUGCGCACGCUCUCCUACCCGCAGACCAACGUCUUUGUCGUCUGCUUCUCCAUCGCCAGCCCUCCCUCCUACGAGAAUGUGCGUCUCAAGUGGCACCCGGAGGUGACGCACCAUUGCUCCGGCGCGCCUGUCCUGCUGGUGGGCACCAAGAGCGACCUGCGCUCCGACCCAGAGGUGCUGCGCAAGCUCAAGGAGCAGAACCAGAGCACCAUCACCCAGCAGCAAGGCCAGGCUCUGGCCCGGCAGAUCCAUGCCAUUCGGUACCUGGAGUGCUCUGCCCUCAACCAGGAGGGCAUCAAGGAGGUGUUCGCAGAAGCUGUACGGGCCUUCCUCAAUCCACAGCCCACUACCUCCAAAAAGCCCUGUGUGCUUCUGUAGGCUGAGGGUGUGGUGGGGGUGGAGAAGGGGGAGGAGCCGGGGCUAGAAAGGGGCGUGGCCUGCGAGAGCCAAUGUGCUGAAACUGAGAGACCAUUAACAGAAGAAAAUGAAAAUAAUUAUAUUAAGAAUGUAAUUAAAUUACAAACCAUGUUUUAGAGAAAACCCUGCUGUUCUUGAUGUUGUGAUUGAUAUCCACUGUAACACAGACCCUCUUUUUUGCAUCCUGCUAUUCUGGCCUUUUCCAGGUGGCAGGCCCCCCGCACCAGCACUUGUGGGGCUCUAUUGGGCUUCCUCACCCUGCUGUUUCUCACUGCCACUGCGGGUGCUCCGGCUCCGGGCAUGACCCUUGGUACCAGUGAACGUAAAGCUAUUUGCAGAGCACAAGAACCUCGUCACCCCACAAACACACAAAAUGAGAAGCACUCGAAGGUCUCAAAGACCAUCUUCCGCUCCCUCUGCCUCACGUCUGAGCUCCCGGCCAAAGAUGAGGCCCUAUGAGACUUCCCGCUCAACUGCCCGACAGUAUAAAAACACAGACGAACACCCCUUGCUGAAUGUUUUGCUAACUGGCUAAAUCUCGAUCUUCAUUUUUACCCAUUCGUUUUUUCUUAAAUAUUGAAUGUUAAGUUGAUCUUUUCUAAGUAUGAGCGUGUGAGCUUGUGGAUACAGGGUGAUGCUCCCAGUGGUGCAGCAGGUGAAUGAGGAAUUUCAGUCACCCCACCAUGGGUCAGAUUUGUGAUUCUGACAGACUUGCAGCCCCAUUUUCUGCAGAAAUGUAUCCAAUUCGGCCUGCUGAUACCUUAUCGCUCUCUGAGUUCUCAUAACUGCCUUUUUUCACAUUUGGGGGGGGGAGUAAAACCUUUAAUUUUAUAAAGAGGCGAAUGUAAAAGCUUAAUUGAUAAUUCUGUAGGUCAGCAAGCAAAACAUUGUGCUAACAAUGCAAAGAUUGGGGGUUUGAAUUCCAGGCUGCACACAAAAAGUAUCAGAUAAAAUAGAAAUGAAACUGAAAGGUGCUUAAUCUAAAAAGCAAGUUUAAAGAUUCUGUUCUGUGCCACAGUGGCCUUAUAGAGAUGUGAAAGAAGGACUUCUGAUGCCAGUGUGUGAAAAACAGCUGUUAUUCUCAAUGGUUCUUAUAACCUAACUGGUUCCUUUUUAAUUCUGUUCAUCGUGUCAGUUUCACGAACGUCAAGUUACUACAGUAACCAGAAACCUGAAAAAAAAAAAACAUGUAAGGAAUUAAGUACGAAAUGCAAUUUUCAAGGAAGUGAUGUUUAAAUCUCAAAUGAGAAAUCAUAGGAAUGUUUUGUAGUGUACUGUGUGUGACAUUGUACUGCUUGCAUCGGGAAAAUAUUUGAAUGCAGAUUUUACAGCUGGGUGUGGCUGUGUCGCAGUCAAUAUUUGAUGUGUUAGAAAUGUAAAUGUCGGGUAGCGAUGUGGUGAAGUGUGUCUACAGGAUGGAAAGUCCUGAUGGGGUAAAUCCAGGAAGGGUUGCCAGCUGGAUGGUUUCUGAAUCCGUGGUACAGAGAGAGACUUUUUACGCAGCUUGGAGUUUCGUGACGCGGCAGGAAGUAACCUUCCCGCCAUAGACGAACGGCUUCGAACCGCGUCUCCAGACUUCUCCCUUGCACCUUGAUGCUGCAUCUCCAUGACCCCGGGCACACGCAGAAAGGCUGCUCUGCGGCUUUGCCGUCUCCGUUCCACCCCGACUCCUCUGUCUUCGAGCUGCAGAGGUUGCCAUGGUGGCAGGCGAGCACGGCGCUGGAAACGCUCGUGCUACGAGGAACCGUAGCACUGCAUGCAAACACAGGGGAAAAAAAAAACCCCGUCUAUAUAUGAUUAAAUAACACUCGUUGUUUUAAGAAGUGCUCAUUCUGUCACGAAUAAAUAAAUGUAAUACGUUUUCUA
Paramormyrops kingsleyae is the source of this 2960-nucleotide messenger RNA. RefSeq names its product ras homolog family member Gb (gene rhogb). The record is from RefSeq and is a predicted model, not a curated record. NCBI's taxonomy places the organism in Eukaryota, Metazoa, Chordata, Actinopteri, Osteoglossiformes, Mormyridae. Gene Ontology annotation, molecular function: GTPase activity; GTP binding. Gene Ontology annotation, biological process: small GTPase-mediated signal transduction.